Clunio marinus is the source of this 210-nucleotide messenger RNA. NCBI's taxonomy places the organism in Eukaryota, Metazoa, Arthropoda, Insecta, Diptera, Chironomidae. The record is from the annotation of a GenBank genome assembly.
AUGUUUCUGGAAGUUAGUUUCAAUGCGCAAGCGUCACGUUUUAGUACAAAAUCAUAUGGCACAGCGUCAUUGGAAAGGACUAGAAUGUUUCAGGAUUAUCAGUCGCUCAAACAAUCACAGAUUGCAACAGAAUUGGUAACAGGUGAAAGUUAUAGUAAGAACAGAGGUUUAAAAACCUUUCACUUUGAAUUGAGUUUAUGUGAAUUUUAA